Cydia fagiglandana is the source of this 5987-nucleotide messenger RNA. It is a transcript of the gene Cortactin, whose product is annotated as src substrate cortactin. NCBI's taxonomy places the organism in Eukaryota, Metazoa, Arthropoda, Insecta, Lepidoptera, Tortricidae. Gene Ontology annotation, biological process: regulation of actin filament polymerization. Bases 207 to 1751 code for a protein of 514 amino acids. The transcript has 12 exons. The record is from RefSeq and is a predicted model, not a curated record. Gene Ontology annotation, cellular component: cortical actin cytoskeleton; site of polarized growth; actin filament. Gene Ontology annotation, molecular function: actin filament binding.
GGGUGACGCUGUAGGCAUAGGCUACAGCACCCUCCACACCCAAUUUGUUUUCUAAAUAUCCCUUCCUCAAACCCAAAAAUCUAGUUGACAAAUCCUACGCACUUAAAUAAAAUAGUGACUACCGUAUAUUUAAGUUCGUGCAAGCCUACAUGACUGCGAAUAUUGCUGUGUAACGCAUAAGAAAUAAACAAAACCGGCUAAACAAGAUGUGGAAAGCAGCCACGGACGUGGCCGCGCCGGCUCCGGCGGAGGCCGACGACUGGGACACGGACCCCGACUUCAUAAACGACGUCACAGAGCACGAGCAGCGCUGGGGGCCUGGCGGCAGAAACGUCGAAGCUAUAGAUAUGGCGAAACUCCGUGAGGAGGUGCUGGAGGCGGACACGUUGUCCAAGAAGAAACAAUACGAGCAAGGGCCCAAGCCUUCUUAUGGCUACGGGGGUAAGUUCGGCGUGCAGGCCGAUCGGAUGGACAAGUCUGCUGUCGGCCACGACUAUAUUGGCCAAGUCGAGAAACACGUCUCUCAAAAGGACUACGCUCAAGGUUUCGGAGGUAAAUUCGGUGUCCAAACCGACCGAAUGGACGCCAGCGCGGUGGGGCAUGACUACAUCGGCAAAGUGGAGAAACACGAGUCGCAGAAGGACUACUCGCAGGGCUUCGGGGGCAAGUUCGGCGUGCAGACCGACCGCGUUGAUAAGAGCGCGGCCGGCUGGGAGCACCGCGAACAGAUCGAGAAGCAUUCGUCCCAGAAAGACUACUCCCACGGGUUCGGGGGCAAGUUCGGUGUGCAAGCGGACAGACAGGACGCCGCCGCCGUCGGCUGGGAGCACCGCGAACAGGUCGCCCCGCACGACUCACAGAAAGAUUACUCGCGCGGGUUCGGGGGUAAGUUCGGCGUGCAGACGGACCGGCAAGACGCGUCGGCGGUGGGCUGGGACCACCACGAGAAGGCACCAGCGCACGCCAGCCAGCUCGACCACAAAAAGGGUUUCGGUGGCAAGUUUGGCGUGGAGACAGACCGCGUGGACAAGUCCGCCCACCGCUUCGACGAGGUCGGCAGUGUGGGCACCAACUACACCAAACAGAAGCCCGACAUCGGCGGCGCCAAGCCGGGCUCCAUCCGCGCCAAGUUUGAGAACAUGGCCAAGGAGAAAGAACAGGAAGCAUUGCAGUCUGUGCAGAAAAUACGCCAACAGAGGCUACAAAUGGACAAGGAUUUAUCGCAAAAGGAAAAAGACCGGUUAGAGAAAGAAGAACGCGAAGCUCCCGUCAAACAAUCAGAGCCUGUUAGGCAACCGGACCCGGUCAGGCAGCCGGAACCGGCCAGACAACCGGAACCGGUCAGACAACCGGAACCGGUGAGACAAGCGGAACCAAUCAGACAACCAGAACCGGUAAAACAACCUGAACGGGAACCGACACCCGAGCCGGUUGAGGAGAAGGUUAACUUGCCGGACGUCACGCUGGUGCAGCCUAAAGAGAAGGAAGAGAUGGCUCGGCAGCCCACAAUAGUGAUGUCGCCGGUGGGCUGGGAGGGCGCGGAGGGCGGGGAGGCGGAGGAGGAGGACGAGGAGGGCUACACGGCGCGGGCGCUCUACGACUACCAGGCCGCCGCGCCUGACGAGAUCAGCUUCGACCCCGACGACAUCAUCACCAACAUCGUCAUGAUCGACGAAGGCUGGUGGCAGGGCAUGUGUAAAGGCGCGUACGGACUGUUCCCCGCCAACUACGUCCAGCUGCAGGACAAGUGAGGUGUGUACAUUCCUUUACCAACAUAUUUAUAGAUAUUAAUCAAAUCCUAAUAACCCAUGAAACUUUGACAACAAGCGAAAUUUACUGACUACUAUGAAUGAAAAAACACUCCUUUAGUAUCAAAUUGGACGUUAUUUUAUUUUGGGAAAAGGAUCGAAUCCACAAACGUCUGUCAAUACAUUUUGAACUUACAGUUAAAACGGGAAAUCAUUCAUUUAUAUGGCAUACUCGAGUAUGGAUCCUUUUUGCUAAACUAUGUCCAAUUGGAUUGUUAAAUAAAAGGGCUUAAUUGCGUAACAUACCUACCUCCGACGUCUCGUGAGCGACAUUGCCCUCUUGGUCUAACCUAACAGAAAGAUCGCUCGUGGGUUGUUUUAAAAUGUAUUAUUCGACUGUCCAACGGAAUGGAGGGUAAUGGAUUUAUUACGCGAUUAAAGCCGACCACUGACUAACAGGCCGCCGGACGAUAUCGGCCUGUCAGUUAGAACAAAAAUUUGACAGUUACGAACAACUGACCGGCCGAUAUCGUCCGGCGGACUGUUAGUCAGUGGUCGGCUUUAGUCCCGCCUUAUUUUAUUACUAUGUGAAAUAAUCGUGAAAAUAUUAAUCACUAUAUCGAAAUUCUACUUCAAGUUUCUAUAAAUAUAAACGAAUUGAUUAACACUUGUAAUACCCCAUUUAUUGUUAACAUGAUAAUAUUAUUCCAAUUGAAUUCAUUUCGUGCACUUAUUGACUUUGUAUUAUAUUAAUUUUAAGUGAAUUCUUCAUUUUUUUAAUUUAGUGUAAGAGUUAUUGUUAUCAUAUAGACUUUAUCGUAAGUCGGGCUCGAGAUUAAUUACUGUACCUAUUUGGCAGUCAUGCGCACACUAGCUACCUACAAUUAAAGUGAUUUUUUUACUGAAUUACUUUGAACAUUGUCAUAUUAAUAAAAAAUAUUCACUGAUAUCAAUUAGUAAAUUAUUGUAUUAUAUCACAGAACGACAGUUGGGCUUUAGUGUAAGCUAUAUUUGGCACAAAUAAAAGAUGUAUGUACUUAUGCUGUAUAUAGCUGGUCAAGCAAAUCUUGUCAGUAAAAAAAGGCGCGAAAUUCAAUUUUUCUAUGGGACGACAUCCCUUCGCGCCUACAGUUUUCAAAUUUGCCGCCUUUUUCUACUGACAAGAUCUGCUUGACCAAGUUUAUGAAAGUUACAACACAAUGAUAAAGUAGUAGCGGUAAUAGGUUGAGGUCGAUUCUCAAGAGCUGGCACGAAUGGAAUGAAUGAGUGAAUGAAAACCUCUAUGUGUGUAUCACAUAUUAACCAACCAAGAUGGCUCUGACUGUAUACCGAUACGACAAGGUAACAAUCGCUUGCGCUACGACAACGAAACGCUAUGCGUCUCUAUCAUUGCAUGGUUGCAUUUCGUUCGCUAUGGAGCGUAAGCGACUGGCAUGUAGGCUACGCGGCCUGUAUCAAUACAAUGUAUCAUACAGUGAACAUUUCGUUCAUUUCAUUCGUGUCAGCAUUCGUGAAGCAACCUGAAGCAAUAUACCAACUUUAUUUCAUUCUUUAUUGACUUGAGGUUAUUUUUUGGGUAGCAUUACUUUUUUUAUGAAUUGCUAAUUUUACCAUAAACUGACAUUUAAAAAAAUCGGUUAAACCCUAUUUAAUGAAUUUAUUUAGGAGAUUUUGCAUAAAUAUAUUAACUAUUGUUAGGAAUAUUAUUUUGAAGAUUACAAUCCGUAUGAUUUAGAACAAACUAGCCAAAAAUGCAUAAUGAUAAAUGAAAAUUAUUGCGACUGUUUCCAUGUAUUAAAAUAAAUCAUUCACUAUUAAUUUAUUUCAUGAUUAGACAUUUAAUAUCAAUAUAAUUUUUUUGUGUCGAUGCAUAUCAAAACUGCAUAAGUCCACCCAAAAUGGCAUAGAAUAUGAUUUAUGUAAAGAAUAAAAUGUCAAAUUAGUAUACUUACCAUAGUUUGGGGACAUAGAUAAUUUUGAUGUUCCUUAAUAUUUUAUUACUUUCAGUAGUAUUAUAAUAUUAAACUUGCCUUGACAAUUGUUUAUAGAUGUUUAUAUUUUAAGUUAAAUUCUUGAGUCACGCAUUUAAUUAUCACUUUUUUAUCUACGGAAUUAAGUGAAAUUCAUAUACGUCAACAAGUAUUCAAAAUUAUUAUAACUACUUAUAUGUAUAUACGUGCCAUCUUUUAAAGGCGCAGCAUUUGCUCAAUCCAAUGUCGGAUGCACUUAAUGAAUAUGAUUAAGGGUCGGUUGUACCAAACGUUCGCUAAAUUUUAUUGUAUGGGAAGUUUCAUAGAUCUCUGCCGCGUGACGUAGAUCAGUCUGUUAAUUGCGGUUGGUGCAACUGGCCCUAAAAAGAGCAUUUAUUGAUCACCAUUAAUACACAAUUCACAGCAAUUGGCUGUAGUAGUUGCAUUAGAUAUUCUUGAAAUCUUAUGAUAUCAUUAAAGUAAGAAAAAAUAAAUACGUAGUAUAGGCACAAGCGUGCGUGAUGGCCAGUGAGAGAAGGUAGAUAUAGAAUGCUUGAGAAUUCGAAUGCAUGGUAAUCUGGUUUAGAGAUCGAUAUCCACACGCACUUUCGUCUUCUCUCGUAGUUUCUGCAAUAUUGUAUCAAAGAAUGAUAUAAAGAGGAAUUGUUUUAUUUGAAGUAGGUACAUCGUAGAAAUGGCGAAAAGCUGAUUUCGAAGUACUACUUGAGUUUGUAAUGACCUAAUGAUGGACUUUAUUAUUAUUACUUUUGUAAUUUUUUGCAUAUCAUUGACAGUAACGAUUAAAUAUCAAUAUUUGUACUGUCUAAAUAAUAAUUUACAAUUAUAAGGUGAUGAGGCCAGACAAAAUAAUUCAACGUGUGCAAUUCGUCAUUUUUGCGGUGUACAAAUAGUUGACGAUAUAAUUUAGAAGGGAAUUGGUAUGUUGGUUGUAAAAAUAUAUAAAUAACAAACUAGCAAUACACAUAGUGUAAGAGUUACAGCUCAAACUAACAUUCUGUAUCUAGUAUGCUGCCCACAAUCGCUCGUACGAAUGCCUAAAGUGCUUAACCCUUUUAUCGCCAAAAACCUGUAAUAGACGCAAAAGGCUACAACGUCUACUUCCCAAUAUCAACCCUAGUGCGUUCUAACAAUCACGACGGUGUGCCGCACACGAUCGGCGUGGCGGUCAAAGGGUUAAACAUUUAAGUGACAGUUAAAAUCGUAUAGCUACACGUUGUUCUAUAUUUAAUGUAAUAAGUUUCGUUCAUAAAAUGAGUUUUAAGUACACCAAAGAGCUCGGAACCGGACCAUCGCCGCCUCAACCCGAUCCGCUUAGUAUUCUUUAUAGAAAACUUCUUACACUGUGAUGCACACUUAUCGGCAUCGUCUCGUCAACGCUCGCUAGCGUCGCGCGGCAACGGCGCGUUUACCGCCCGUGGGUUCCCCCUAGGCGCCGAUGUCACAUAGGCACUGUCGCCCGACGCAAGCGCGACGUCAACUAGCCGUAGCCGUAUUCACAGCGUUGAGUCGCUUGUGUUACGUACAUACGCAAGGUAUACUCGUUCGAUUUGUAGCUGGCCCCGAACGGCUAUCAAUCCUUUGUCCAUUGUUAAGACGACUAGUUGACGGCGAGCGGAUGAGUGAGGGCGGCGUUUUGGUCUGGUGUCGAGCUAUUUGGCGUACUCCAACCUUUAAACUUAUGUUCAUGUUAUGAGUUGGCCAUAGUAUGGUAUGCGUACACUCAAGUUCUAUACAGCCCAUUCCAGACCAAUUAACGAAAAAAUUUAAUACACUAAAAACCAAUAUACUAGGGUCAACCGAGGUAAAUGCGUCACUUGAGGUAAAUGCGUCUUUUAAACGUUUCUUCUAAAUGGAACAUUUUAGAACUAUUGCAACCCUCCCAAUUCGAAGUGUGGUCACUGAAAUUUUUGUGUAGACGGCUAUAAUAGUUAUAAUAUGUUGCGUUUGGACGAUAUCUUCAAAAGACGCUUUUACCCCAAGAGACGCAUUUAUCCCGGUUGACCCUACUUUCUUUUGUGGAGCAAUAAAUAAUUCUAUAGAAUAUAGCUGGACCACCAUCAAUAACAAUUCUUAAUUUUGAUUUGAUACUGGAAAUAAUUUUUUUCUUCGUAUAAUUGGAUUGGGAUGGAGUUUACAAAUGUUGUAUUAAUCUUCGUACCUAUAGUUGGUAUUUAAUGCCGAACUGUAUUUUAUAAAAGACGAUUUAUAUUGUUUAUAAAAGUAAAUAAAUAGUUUUAUUUUAUAUCGA